UCGCAUAGAAUUCCUCUUCUUUCGGUUAACUCCAAUAAAAAACCGUGUUCAAUUGAAAAUCCAUCCAUUCAUCUUUCCCCUCUUCCAUAUUUCCAUUGACAUCCCAAAAAAGAAAAUUUCGUCGAAAUCCCUUCCCAUUACAGACAGAUAUUGUUGAAGAAAAUGUCAUUUUACGGUUCAAAGAGUAAUGUUGACCUCGAGGCAGGCAAUGGCCAACUCUACCCGGGCAUGCAAGAAAAUCCACAAUUGCGAUGGGCUUUCAUCCGCAAAGUUUAUUCCAUCCUUUGCAUACAGUUGCUUAUAACUUUUGGGGUUUCUCUUGGCAUGUUUUUCAUCCCUCCGGUUCGAGAAUUUUUGCGUUCAACAAAUGGCCUUUACACCAUGAUCGCUCUCAUUGUUGUUACCUUCGUACUGUGCAUAUUAAUGCAUUGCGUUAGCAAGCGUCAUCCAUGGAACUAUGUUGUGAUGUUUCUCUUCACCUUUGCAAUGGCAUUUAUGAUUGGAGCAGUUUGCAAUCAGAAGAAAGGUGAAACUGUCUUGAUGGCUGCUGGUCUAACACUUCUUGUCACUGUUGGCCUCACUGUCUACACAUUCUGGGGUGCAAAGAGAGGCCAAGACUUCAGUUUUCUUGGCCCAUUUUUACUUUGUGCAUUGCUCUUGCUCUUGGCAUUUACUCUUAUUCGGAUCCUCUUUCCUAUGGGAAGAUUGGGAGAGCUGGUGAUAGGUUGCAUUGGAGCACUCGUGUUCUCGGGUUUUAUCGUAUACGAUACAAACAAUCUGAUCAGGCGAUUCAACUAUGAUGAGUAUAUCGAAGCAGCAUGUAAUCUCUUCCUCGACGUAUUAAACCUCUUCAUGUAUAUUCUCAUGAUUCUGAAUGGUGAUGAAUAGGAGAUCUCACACCAGUUAAAAGUACUUAAUAUCCUAUACUUGCACUUAAUGUAUGUUGGCUACUGAUUAGAUGUAUGGAAGGAACUUUUGUUUA
This is a messenger RNA of Olea europaea var. sylvestris, 982 nucleotides long. RefSeq names its product protein LIFEGUARD 1-like. Bases 163 to 888 code for a protein of 241 amino acids. Gene Ontology annotation, cellular component: membrane. Lineage: Eukaryota; Viridiplantae; Streptophyta; Magnoliopsida; Lamiales; Oleaceae. The transcript has 4 exons. The record is from RefSeq and is a predicted model, not a curated record.